GCUCGCGGUAGACGGCAAGAAGAGCGAACUGGUUGCACUUUGUGGUUGGCGGGAGCUUACUAGCUAGUAUGAGCAGUGCAGACGAUACCGUGGUGGCGGGAGACCUGGGUGCUGGUCAGGAGCCGGUGCAGCUUUCGGAGGCAGGGGAGGCGGAGGUUGGAGCUGGUGUGGUGGGGUCGGGCAGGGGCAAGGGCAAGGGUAAGAGCAAGGGCAAGGGCAAGGGCAAGGGCAAGGGCAAGGGCAAGGGCAAGGGCAAGGGCAAGGGAAAGGGCAAGGGCAAGUCGGACAAGGCCAAGGCGGGCAAGGCCGCAGAUGAGAAUGCUACAUCAGCGCCAGCGGCGGCCGAGCCCGAAGCCGAGGUGCAGAUAGCGGUUGGUACAGAGACUGGCAAGGUCGCUGCUGCAGACCAGGGCAAGGGCAAGGGCAAGGGCAAGGGCAAGGGCAAGGGCAAGGGCAAGGGCAAGGGCAAGUCAGGGAAGAGCAAGGCGGGAAAGACCAAGGACAGCAGGGCAAGGAAGACCGACAAGGCGGAAGCGGCGGGGAGAGAUGGUAAGGAGAGCAAGACGCGCGAGGGCAAGGCACGCAAGGUGCGCAAGGCGCACAAGGGCAAGCGCCGACGGCGGACUAAGGCUUCUGAGCCGUCGCCGGAGGAGGUGCAGCGGCAACUGGUGGAGUAUGUGCGCGGAUGCGUGGCUCGAGUCGUCAAGAUCCCGGCCGAUAUGUUCAAGGGCGAGGCGCUGCGGGUGCUAACCCGGGCUCAGAAGAGCGCGAGUGCGUUUGCCGAGUGCACGCGGGCGCCGCUGCUCAAGCUCGACGUGCUGCAGAGCGUGUCGGAUACGCUGUAUGCGGUGGAGAAGCUCAUGUUUGAUGUGGAAACUCGUUCUGGACGCUAGCUAAGGACGCGUUCAACAAGGUGGACAUGGCGCUGGACGGAACACUGAUGGCGAUCGCGCUCGCCAAUGCCAUAAUGCCGCGCGAGCACGCGAUUGUAAGCACACUGCAGGGCGGAGGUAGUGCAGGAAGCAGCGGAGGACCCAGCGGCGGCGGCGACGGCGAUGAGGCCGAGGCUACGGCGUAGAAACUAAAGUGCUGCCCGCUCCUC
Thecamonas trahens ATCC 50062 is the source of this 1102-nucleotide messenger RNA. RefSeq lists its product as uncharacterized. The record is from RefSeq and is a predicted model, not a curated record. Lineage: Eukaryota; Apusomonadida; Apusomonadidae. Bases 69 to 893 code for a protein of 274 amino acids. The transcript has a single exon.